CAGCUGAUUGCGGCCAUAUUUAGGACAUUUUAAGUUGCCGCACAGCUUGCACAACAGUUUUUUUUUUCGCUGUCAAUAAUAAAUUUACAACAAUUAACUAACAAAAUGCGUCUCACCGAAGUGCUGUUCAAAAAGGUCAAGAGCAAACGCAUUAUGGUGUUGAUGGAGAGCGUGGUCAGUGGCCAUCAAUUCAACACGUUUCGCGAUCGUCUCGCCGACAAAAUCGAAUUAAUUAAAUUCGAUCCGUACAUUCAGAAGGAGAGUUUAUAUCGCGAACGCAAGCGAAUUCGCAGCGCUUAAAAGUUGAGGAAAAUAUCGCUUCCACUUUGUAUGGCAACUGAAAGAAAGCAUUUUCCUCUGUUAACUUUUCCUUAUU
This is a messenger RNA of Drosophila sulfurigaster albostrigata, 376 nucleotides long. It is a transcript of the gene mRpL33, whose product is annotated as large ribosomal subunit protein bL33m. Gene Ontology annotation, cellular component: mitochondrion. Gene Ontology annotation, biological process: translation. The transcript is spliced from 3 exons. The coding region runs from base 106 to 300 and encodes 64 amino acids. Lineage: Eukaryota; Metazoa; Arthropoda; Insecta; Diptera; Drosophilidae. The record is from RefSeq and is a predicted model, not a curated record.